Messenger RNA from Carassius auratus (goldfish), 2522 nucleotides. RefSeq names its product zinc finger protein 501-like. Gene Ontology annotation, biological process: regulation of transcription by RNA polymerase II; embryo development. NCBI's taxonomy places the organism in Eukaryota, Metazoa, Chordata, Actinopteri, Cypriniformes, Cyprinidae. Gene Ontology annotation, molecular function: DNA-binding transcription factor activity, RNA polymerase II-specific; RNA polymerase II transcription regulatory region sequence-specific DNA binding. Bases 671 to 1879 code for a protein of 402 amino acids. Gene Ontology annotation, cellular component: nucleus. The record is from RefSeq and is a predicted model, not a curated record. The transcript is spliced from 2 exons.
AUUGGGACUUUACAAGAUAAAGAUAAGUAUCAUAUUGACAUUUAUUUAAUGAAUUGGUGAUAAACUAAAUUUAAACUAAAACAUAGAAAAACAAAUUGUUCAGUUAAACUCAACCAGUGAUUUAUUUGUACAUUGUAAAUUUGUACAAUUAUAUUUAUAUGUUCAUUCUUUCAUUUUUUCUUACAUUGUUUAUAUUUGGUAAUUGUUGGGGUACCCCCACCCCCAACAUAUCUUUAUAUGCCUUUAAAUUAAAAAGAGGUCAUAUAAAUGUAAUAAUUUAAAUAUAUAAAUGGAAUUCUUAGAAAAAAAAAGAUAUAUAAAUUGUGAGUAUAAAACCCUUUUGGUUAAAUAACUUAAAAUUUACUUCACUAGGUGGAUGGGUGAAUAUUACCAUUUUAAAUGUGAAAAUAAUUAUACGAUUAUGUGUAAUAACUUAUUUAUCUCUAAUUUUGGCAGAUCUGCUUCUCCUUCAGUGAAGCUCCUCCCAUAACAAUCACACCAUAAGUGAAGCUCCUCCCACAACAAGCACAUGUUCAGUGAAGCUCCUCCCACUAUAGUUCAUCAAUAAAUGCUGGAAUAUUCCCAUCAGUCUAAAAGGGAAGACGAGUAUCAAAGCAUCAGGAAGAAGUGAAAUCUGCAGAGACAGAGUUUAUUGAAGAACAGAGAGAACAUGAGAGAUCUAGAACCCUGCAGAAUGAACCACACUGAAGAACAAACAGAUCUUACGGAGAAACUACAUCAUGUCAAAACUAGAGAGAAAACUUCAAGUAAAAGAAAAGUCAAGAAAAGUUUCACCUGUACUCAGUGUGGAAAGAGUUUCACAUACAAUCAGAGUUUAAAGAUUCACAUGAGGAUCCACACUGGAGAGAAACCUUACACAUGUGAUCAGUGCGGGAAGAGUUUUGCAGAAAAAGGAGUCCUUAAGAUGCACAUGAGCAUCCACACUGGAGCGAAACCGUAUGAAUGUGAUCAAUGCGGAAAAACAUUUUCACGUGCUUCGUACCUGAAGCGGCACCUAAAAGUACAUACGCUGGGGAAACCACAUUCAUGUGCUUUGUGUGGAAAAAGUUUUUCACAUCUGCAGAAUUUAAGAGUUCAUCAGAAAAUACACACUGGUGUGAGAGAUCACAUGUGCUUUGAGUGCAAGAAGACUUUUAUUACAGCUUCAGAUUUGAAACAGCACCAGAGGAUCCACACUGGAGAGAAACCUUACAAGUGUUCACACUGUGACAAGAGAUUCAGUCAGUCAGCACCCCUUAAAUCACAUGAGAGGAUCCACACUGGAGAGAAACCUUACAAUUGUUCACACUGUGACAAGAGAUUCAGUCAGUCAGGAUCCCUGAAAUCACAUGAGAGGAUCCACACUGGAGAGAAACCUUACAAGUGUUCACACUGUGACAAGAUAUUCAGUCGGUUAGGAUCUCUGGAAACACAUGAGAGGAUCCACACUGGAGAGAAACCUUACAAGUGUUCACACUGUGACAAGAGAUUCAGUCGGUUAGGAUCUCUGGAAACACAUGAGAGGAUUCACACUGGAGAGAAACCUUACAAGUGUUCACACUGCGACAAGAGAUUCAGUCAGUCAGGAUCCCUGAAAUCACAUGAGAGGAUCCACACUGGAGAGAAACCUUACAAGUGUUCACACUGUGACAAGAUAUUCAGUCGGUUAGGAUCUCUGGAAACACAUGAGAGGAUUCACACUGGAGAGAAACCUUACAAGUGUUCACACUGCGACAAGAGAUUCAGUCAGUCAGGAUCCCUGAAAUCACAUGAGAGGAUUCACACUGGAGAGAAAGCGUAUCACUGCACUGUAUGUGGGAAGAUUUUCAGUCAAUCAUCUUCUCUAAAGAGACAUAAAACAAGCCAUCACUGUAAGUAGUUAUCUGCAGGUCCACUGCAUUCAAGUGCUACACCUCAUCUCCUCAUAAUAAUUUGUCAAGAAACAUCAUCUAAAUUAUUCACAGUGAAUAAAGAUCAUCUUCAAGACCAUCUGUGAGAUUCAGAUCAACUCAAAGAUAGAGCUUGUCCACUAAGUACAAUAUUGAAAGUUUUAUUCUUGUAUACAACUUUGAUCAUGAUAUAAAUUAUAUUAUUAUGCAUAUCAUUAUGUUUAAAAUGUUUUUCUAAUGCAUCUUUGUAGAAAGUUUUUACAGGUUCAAAAUGUUCUUAUUUACUAAGCUGAAAAGAGGCGGACUUUUUUUUUUUUAAUAGCAAGAUAUUCUUCCAUUUUACAAAAUGCAGAUGUAAGAAAUACUGUCUUGUAGGUUUGCAUCUCAUGCUUUUUCUUUUUUUUCUCUCUUGAGAUUUUUUGUUUUCUUGUUAGUCAUUAUUCUUGUUAGUCAUUAAAGUGAGAGAUGUCUAGUUCAUUUCCACUUUAUUUGCUUCAAUUAUUAAACUUUUACUGUCUGCUGAUUUUUCCUGCAGCAAGAAUGAAUAAUUUUAUGAUUAUGAUUGCUUUUGUGGUUUCCAUAAUUACAUUUCUCUAUAAAGCUUUUAAAUGCCCAAUAAACUAUAUUUCACUG